AUGUCCGCACAAAACACGACCAAACGUCAUGCACGCACGCGGCGAGGGUGCUUGACCUGCCGGAUUCGAAAAAAGAAGUGCGACUGUACCCGCCCAUCAUGUACCAAAUGCGAACGUCUUCACGUCCAGUGCCUAGGCUACGCGUCUGACAGACCAGACUGGCUCAAGGGGGAGAAUGCCAAGGAGUACACCCAGGCGAUCAAAUGUUUUCUCUCUGAAUAUCCACCGGCCAAGGCCUAUGACGACCCGGUCCCUUACCUAGUCUUGAAGCCCACUGCCGAGGUCGAGCAGGCAUUAGCAAGAGAUCCCAACCGUUUCAACCCUGUGUGCUUCGAUCCCGACAACGCGACACUCAAACGGUGGCUUCCAGCGCCACCAGCUCCUAGCUCAUCUCCCAAGGCUGCUUUCUCUAACCCCUCGACCGAAAUUAUGGGGGCUUCAAGCUCCUUUACCCCCCGAGGGUACCAGCCGCCCAGCAAUAAUUUCUCGUCUCCUUAUCCGGCUCCCACACCCAGCCCCCAAACUCCAUACACCCUUCCAGCACACUCUGUAUACGAGGCCCCUGCUGACCCAAUUUGGUCAUACACCCAGCCAGUUGCGGACCCGUACUUUUACUCUGGGUUAUUCUCGACGACCCAACCGGGUUACGGCUCUUUGAUGAGUCAGGGAAUAGCUACCUCCGAUUAUUACGGCCAACAAGAUGGCCAUGCCGUUCAUUACGUUUCUGGACCCAGAUGCUUACCCGAGCUCGACGUGCAAGACAAGAUAUGA
Rhizoctonia solani is the source of this 771-nucleotide messenger RNA. Its product is annotated as Fungal Zn(2)-Cys(6) binuclear cluster domain. The record is from RefSeq and is a predicted model, not a curated record. Lineage: Eukaryota; Fungi; Basidiomycota; Agaricomycetes; Cantharellales; Ceratobasidiaceae. Gene Ontology annotation, biological process: regulation of DNA-templated transcription. Bases 1 to 771 code for a protein of 256 amino acids. The transcript has 6 exons. Gene Ontology annotation, molecular function: zinc ion binding; DNA-binding transcription factor activity, RNA polymerase II-specific.